This is a messenger RNA of Zea mays, 1840 nucleotides long. RefSeq lists its product as uncharacterized. Bases 51 to 1787 code for a protein of 578 amino acids. The record is from RefSeq and is marked predicted. The transcript has 2 exons. NCBI's taxonomy places the organism in Eukaryota, Viridiplantae, Streptophyta, Magnoliopsida, Poales, Poaceae. Gene Ontology annotation, molecular function: protein binding.
UGCCACCGCGGCGGCCCCUUCUCUUCCCUGUAAUAAACCCCCGGCGAGCGAUGCGGCGGCUGGCGAAAUCCCUCCUCCUCGCCUCCCUCUCCAGGACCCUCCGCCACCGCCCCCAGCUCCCGCUGCUUCACCCUUGGCCUCCCCAGCCCCGUCGCCCGGAGCCCCGCCUCCUCCCCUUCUCCACUCAAACCCUAGCCCCGGGCCCUGCUCCCCCGCCUGCGCUUGUUGCGGCGUCGACGGGCGAGCCCACAGGCCUCGCGCUUCUAGAGUCCGCGGAGCUGCACGAGUCCGAGGGGGACCACCAGGAGGCCCUCGGCCUCGCCCUCAAGGCGCUCGCGCCGCUGCAGGCGUCCCACGGCGGGUGGUCGCUCCCCGUCGCGCGCGCGCUCCGUCUCGCCGGCGCCGCGGCCACCCGCGCCGGCAGCCUCAGCGACGGGCUCGAGUCCCUCGGCGCUGCCGCGGAUAUCGUCGACUACCUGGCACCCGCGCGGCGCAAGGGGGUGCCUGCGGAGGUGGCGGUGGUCGGCGCUGCCGUGUACGAGCAGCUGGCGCGCGCCAAAAUGGCCAUCGGGCGCCGGUGGGACGCGGUGGGCGACCUCCAGCGUGCACUGGACCUGAAGACUCUGUUCCUGGAGGCCGGGAGUGCUGAGCUUGGGAACGCCUACAGGGACGUCGCCGAGGCCUAUGCGGGUGUGCUGGACUUCGACAAGGCGCUGCCAUUGUGUUCUAAGGCAUUGGGGAUUGCGGAGAGACGGUUUGGUGAGGACUCGGCAGAAGUGGCUAAGCUACGGCGGCUUCUCAUGUCUGUCUAUACUGGUUUGGGUCGCCAUGAGGAGGCUCUGGCUCAAAUUGAGCUUGCUAAGGUGGUAUAUGAGCGAUUGGGAUUGAAUGUUGAACUUUCUCAGGCUGAAAUUGAUGGGGCUAAUAUCCGUAUCUUGUUGGGGAGAUCGGAGGAGGCGCUGAAUAACAUUAAGAGGGUAAUGCAGCGGGCAGACAAGGAGAGCGAGGAGCGUGCACUAGCAUAUGUCACAAUGGCAAAGAUAUUGAUGUCCGAGGAUACGGUUUUGGACUCAAAGCGGUGCUUGGAGAUCGCUCAGGGGAUCAUAGAUGCAAAGGAUUCCAUCGACCCUGGUCGGUUUGCUGAGGCAUAUGCUGAGAUAUCAAUGUUGUAUGAGUCGUUGGCAAAUUUUGAAACGUCUUCGGGCUCGUUUGAAAUGGCUUCGAACUUGAUGAAGAAAACACUGGCAAUUCUUGAGAGCGCCAAGGAGAUGCAUCACAUCGAAGGCAGCAUCUCAGCAAGGCUAGGGUGGCUCCUCCUGUAUAUUAAAAAUGUUGAUGAGUCUGUCCAAUAUCUGGAGAGAGCGGUUGAUAAAUUGAAGAAUUGCUUUGGACCACGACACUUUGGGUUAGGUUUUGCUUAUAGGAAUCUGGGGCAGGCCUAUCUUGAAAUGAACCAACAUCAAUCAGCUGUGGAGUUCUUCAAACUUGCGCUUGAUAUUAUUGAAGCUACAUUUGGACCGCUACAUGAUGAUACCAUUGACACAAAACAGUGCAUUGCAAAUGCAUACGGACUGAUGAAAAGCUACAAACUUGCUAUGGAGUUUCAAGAACAAGUCAUGGAUGCCUACAGUAGGUGUGGCCAUGGUGCCUUGGAUGAUUUCAAGGAAGCUGAAAGGCUUUUAGAGCAGAUCAAGAUGAAGGCUCAAGGAUUGCGUCAUGCAGUAUUUCCUGCAAAUUCAUUGCCUGAUUCAGCUCUAGCUCUAGCUCAACGCAACAAAGACGAUUAGUUCUUCUGUAUCAGUGCCAACUUAGAUGAGUUAAUGGUAAACUGUUAUUUUAC